This is a messenger RNA of Ostrinia nubilalis (European corn borer), 5936 nucleotides long. RefSeq names its product nuclear pore complex protein Nup214 (gene Nup214). Gene Ontology annotation, biological process: protein import into nucleus; RNA export from nucleus. The transcript has 27 exons. Gene Ontology annotation, molecular function: structural constituent of nuclear pore; protein binding. The record is from RefSeq and is a predicted model, not a curated record. NCBI's taxonomy places the organism in Eukaryota, Metazoa, Arthropoda, Insecta, Lepidoptera, Crambidae. The coding region runs from base 162 to 5615 and encodes 1817 amino acids. Gene Ontology annotation, cellular component: nuclear pore.
GUUGUCAUACCUGCGCGGUGCAAAUUAGAAAAAUAAAUCAAUAAUCUUUUCAACUGAAUGUACUGUGUUUGUCUUCAAAGAAAUUUGAAUUUUACAAAGGUUCAGUAUUACAUCAAUUGAAUCCUUAUGCGUUUGUGAAAAAGUUUAAACUAGGUUUCAAAAUGGAAGUGCAAUUCGGGCCCAAUCCGGUAGAUGAAAAGAACUUGGUAUUUAAAUUUCAACGAAAAAUUAAAGUUUUCAACACUGAAGAUCCAUUACCCAAUAGAGGCUACAAUCUAGUGGCUAGCAGCUCAAAGUAUGGGAUCGUUUUUGUAGCAUCCCCUGAUGGUUAUUUGUCGGCCUAUAGUCUUAGUGAGCUUAUUGAUAAGUCCAAAGAUGGCUUACAUCUGACUGUCAAACUCCAAGAGAAACCAACACACAUUGCCGUGAGCUGUGACAAUGAGCUUUUGGCUGUUACGGGAGGCCAGCUCUUGUGUAUUUACAAGGUCACCGACUUCCAGAACCAGAAUGUUUCACCAUCUCUGUCGCUCAGAUGUGAUGUCAGCCCCUCUACAUUUGUGUCGGCUAUGCAAUGGAACCCAUGCAUCCCUGAUUCUCUAGUGAUUGUGUUUUUCGAUGGCACAUUACUGGCUUGCCAGGCUAGCACUUCCCAAGUUAAGAAAGUGCAGUCUAAGGGAAGAUGUCUUUGCUGGAGCCCCAAAGGCAAGCAAUUUGUAACGGGCAACAGCGACGGAACCCUCACUCAAUAUAAGCCAGAUCUGACAGCCGCUAAGUCUGUGCCUGCCCCUAAGCUCUUUGAGGGCGCUCCACUAGAGGCCUUGGCUAUAUAUUGGAUCUCAACUUUCCAGUUUGCUGUGGUCUAUAAGAAUGCUACUGAUAACAGUCGACCUGCUGUAACCAUAGUAAACACCCCAAAAGCGGGUCAAGCAAUGUGCUUGAAUUAUGAAGAUGUUUGCUAUAGCACAGGGUCAAACAGGCCCUGGUAUUACUAUUUAUUGGGUCUUGCUCCUUGGAACUUAAUAUUGGCUUCGUCAUCGAAUGCAAUGGAAAUUGCAACAGUAGCGUCAGCUGACGGCGCUAGCUGGGUGCAGUGGUCUUUGUCUGAUGAAGCAAGAGCGGAACUACCACUGAUGAAUAAGAAGGAGGAGAGCUAUCCUGUAGGAGUAUGGAUUGAUACUUGUGCCAUCCACCAACUACCAUGGGGUGAAAACAGCAGUCUCCCAUACAUGCCGCUGCUGAUCGCCGUCACUCAUUCCGGCCUGCUGGCGCUCAUUAACAUCAUCAACCUGAAUAAGCAAGCGCCGCAGCUGUGCAGCCCGCCGCAGCAGCUCACGCUACCGGCGGCGGCGCUGACCGCUGACAUACCGGGAGCAGUGCAAGGACCAGCGCAGCCGCCGGCUCAGACGGUCGUGCCACAAGUCACCUUGCCCGCUCCAAAGCCGCAACCAACGCCUCAGCCGUUUCAACUGCCGCCCCAAGCUGUUCACUCGGCUCCAAGCGUGGUCGCCCAACCCAACACGACACCUAGUUUCGGUGCUAGUCUUGGUGGCUUCCAGCAGUCGGCGAUCUCACAAGCGUUUGGUGGAGGUGUAGUGCCUCAAGCCCCAAAGCCCGCAGAACCUAAACCAGUUGAAGUGAAACCUGCACCACCUCAGCCUGCGCAGACAACUCCUGUGGCACCAAAGCCCCAACCGCCGCCGGCUCAAAACGUCGUCACCCCAGAGGCAUUGGCCGCGGUCAAGGCAGAACAGGAGCGACAUCGAGCGUUCAAGGCCAAGCAGGAACUCAAGAACAUGAUAGUGAAGGAAGUCAACGAGUUCCAGAUGGAGUUGUACAAGUUUACGACGAAAAUUAAGCAGCAGCAGACUGAGAUCAUCGACGCUGCAUGCGAAGUCAACUUGAACACCACGGACGGUUUGGACGCAGAAGCGCUGCGAAAAGAAUGUUCUAUGGAGGAGCUUCGUGCCGCCAUUGUACAGCUAAAACUUGAACUGGUCCGCGCUUGCGCAGUCGUCGCUGAAGCCAGGACGCAUGCUGAAGCUAAUGAUCACCAAUGGACCCAAACAGACCCCUUAACCACAAAGCGCGUGGACAACAUAAAGAAAUUAGCUUACUACGUGCAAAAUCAAGUGGAUCGGGCAUACAAAGCUCUGGAUUACCGAUGGAACCAACAGGCUGAAAAAGAAUCGGAAAAAUCCACGCCCGGCCCGCGCAUGAUCCGACCAGUGCUAGAUGAAGUCUACCAGCCUCUAGUCAAGCAGCAGGAGAUACUGAGUCGCCAGGAGGCCAUGUUGAGAACCUUCAAGAACACCCUCAAAGAAGUCGAUACUAGUCCCAUGUUCAGAUCGACUUCGCUGUUGAGAAGCACCCCUUUUAAAAACAAGGAUCAACUAACAAAAUUAUCCAAAAACAUUCUAAACAUGAGCCUAGAGCCACAAAAAAAGACCAGUGAGCCUCUACUGAGCGCCCAAAAGCUGGACGCGCUCAGAGAUAUGCUAUCCAACCAUAAGACCGUCAAAGUUAAACCCUUCAAUGUGGAACUAAGACAGCAGCUAGCAAAUAUGAGACUGAGCUACGAAAAGGCCGCUAAAGAGAGAGAGGCACAGGAACAAGCCGAGAUAGAUGCGAUGACUGAAGAAGAGAGGCAGAAGGAAAAAGAAAGACUGCUGAAGGCCCAAGCUGUAUUGAAGGAAAGACAAGCGCAGUUGUUGAUAAAGCAGCAGGAGUUAAGGAAUAAAGCGGCGCUUAGGUUGCAGCGAAGGGAGGAGAAACACGUGUACUUUGACCCACCUGAAAAACAAGUUCAAGCGCCACCAGAUGUGAUCAAGGUUGAGCCUAAACCAGAUAAGGCCCAGGAUCCGUUCCCAAUCUCAGUGCCAUCUUUCACGCCACUCUCAAACAACGCUAAACCAGCUAUACCUGGUUUGAAUGCCGUCGCUCGAACGCUGUUUACAGAACCAGAGCCACCAAAGCCCAUAGAGGCGCCCAAACCUCUCCCACUCCAAACGCAGCCGCCCAAACCUCCCAGCUUUGCCUCGCCACAACCGCAGUCGCCAUCUGCGAACACACGCAGCGUGCUAAAAGACCUGCUGCAAAAUAAACAGGCCAAUGCUACUGCUAAGAAUGACGCCAAUACGUUCAUGGGACAGAAGAUAUGCUCGCCUACUGGCACGUUUUCUUUUGGUUCAUCCCCCAUUACAUCUGAAGCAACAUCGUCCGAACCGUCAACUUUGGCUCGUUCUUUAGAUACGCAGAACAUGUUCAGUAACUUGCAGGGCAAGCUACAAAGCUCUGCAAGUGCUCCUAACACCUCGCUUUUGUCAGAAAACAGACAACCAGAACAGAAACCGCUUGAAGCGAAAGCAGAAAUCAAACAACCCAUCAAAAUUGCUCUCAAGGUAGCCGAAAAAGCCAAAGAAAAUAUCCCAGAGAAAGUAGCUGAGAGUGUGGUGAAUGAGCCUGAUAAAAAUGAUAAGAAAGAAGAAGUCAAACCGUUCAGUCAACAAAGCUUCAAUUUUGGAUCUUCACUUACAACUACACCAAGUGUGACCACCAUAAGUGAACCCGAGAAACCUGCAGAAACCAAACCAGAGGUAAAACCGGAACCCCCUAAAGUGGAGGAAAAAGUUCCACCAACUGCCACGCCUCCUAGCUCCGUCUCAUCAAGUGCUUCAUCAUUAUUUGCGCAAGCACAUGCAACUUCUCCUACUACUGUAAAACCACAACCGCUGUUCGGAUCUGCAUUGCCUACGUCAACACAAACCGAAUCUGCUCCUACGUCGACAUCUGCUACCGAAACCUCGGCCGAUACAACUGAAAAGCCUGCCUUAGUGUCAACUGCCACAUCUGCAUCGUCUUUAUUCAGCGCCGCCGUGGCUUCAUCACCAAAGACAACCCAAUCCGGAUCAAUAUUUAACUCGUCCUCGCCAUCCUCGCCCUCAAGUGUCUUUGGGUCGAGCUCGGGCUCAAUAUUCGGCUCAGGCGCAAAUACAGCCACAAGUUCCGUCUUUGGCACCAGUACAACUCCCAGUUUAUUCAGUAGCGACGCCAAAACAGCUACAACUGCCACAUCAGCUUUUGGAGUUACAUCGACUACACAAUCUGUCUUCGCGUCGACGCCGUCCGUAUUCUCCCAAGCCACAUCGACGCCUUCGUCAGUCUUUUCAACGGCGACUACGGGGUCCCUAUUUGGCACAGCUUCGAAUCAAUCCUCCGUGUUUGGAACUUCGACGACCCCAGCCACAACUAGCGCUUUCGGUGUUGCCACAACACAGCAGUCGGUAUUUGGUGUUCCCGCGACUACAGCUCAAAGUUUAUUCGCUUCGGCGGCGUCGAACCAGACAUCCGUGUUCGGUACCCCCGCGACUACAACGCAAAGCGUGUUCGGCUCAGGGACGGCUACGACGCAAGCUUCAGUAUUUGGUGGUGGGGCGACACAGUCGGUGUUUGGAUCGUCUCCGCCGACGUCACAACCGUCGCUCUUCGGGUCCCCUUCGGGCCAAACGUCGGUGUUCGGGGCAGCGCCGACGACACAAGCGUCGGUGUUCGGGAGCCCUACGCCGACAACGCAAGCGUCGGUCUUCGGAAGUCCAACUCAAACAACACAAGCGUCGGUGUUUGGAAGCCCAACGCAGACAACGCAAGCGUCGGUGUUCGGAAGUCCAACACAAACCACCCAAGCGUCGGUAUUCGGGAGUCCUACGCAGACAACACAAGCGUCGGUGUUCGGGAGCGCUACGCCGACAACGCAAACGUUGGUGUUUGGGUCUACGCCGGCGACGACGGGCGGUUCGCUGUUCGGUGGCGCCGAAUCCAACCUGUUCGCGGCCGCUAGCAUAUCAACUACGAAUGCGCCGUCGCAAAAUACAGGAGGAAGCAUAUUUGGAGGAAGUUCUCCAGGAUCGGUUUUCGGCGGUGCUAACACAAACGUGUUCGGCGGCAAGACGCUGUUUGGCCAGAACAACCAGACAGCCGCUUCCAUCUUUGGUGGAGGAGCUGCCUUCGGCCAGAAGCAACCUCAAGCCAACAACUUCUGGUCCGGUGGCACUAGUAACACCACGUCUACCGGUUUUGGCUCUGGAUUCGGUCAACAACCGUCCACCCAAGCAUCGUCGAUCUUUGGGUCAGCCACUGGCGGUAGUUUCAGUACGCCACAGCCGGCGGCCCAGGGCUUCGGCAGCCCGCAACAAGCGCCGGCCUUCGGCUCGCCGCAGCAACAGGCCUCGCCAGCAUUCGGUGGCUCUCCAGUUUUCGGAUCAAAACCAGUGUUUGGACAAUCUACCGGUUUCGGCUCCCCAACCGCAUCGAGUGGUUUCGGCUCGUUCGGCGGGUUCAACAAGAGCCCGACCAGUGGUUUCGGCGCGCCGGCGGCUUUCGGCGGCGGCGCCACUUUCGGCGGGGCGCCGGCGUUCGGCAGCACCUCCCCUGGGAAAGUGUUUGGUGGAUCCCCUGGACCCGCAUUUGGGUCACCGACGCAGUCCAACGCUACGUUCGAGAGCCUAGCCACGCAGAACACGCUGACCUUCGGCAACCUGGCGCAGCAGUGCGGCCAGCCGCAACCCCAGGCCGCUCCCAGCUUCAACGCGUCUCCGGCAUUCACUGGAUGGCGUGGCUGAUGACAAUAUUUCAAGGAGCGAGCCAUGAAAAUGAAGCAAAGCAAUAAUCAUUGAAUGACUACAUAACAUGGGGCUCAGUUGUGACAUUACAGUGCAGUGACAUUGAAUUUUAACCAUUGACAGUGGAAAUACUCUUGACUUACAUAACGUGUUAAAUUAUAUUCCAUAUUAUACAUAAUUAUACUCUCAAUCAAAUAAUUACUACAGAAUAUUUAUGUAACCACAUUUAGAAUUCAUGUAACCGAAACUAGAACAUUAUUGUUAACAUGUAAACCAAUUUACUGUUUCAUGAUCUAUAAAAUAAAUUGAAUUGCUUAGCGA